Thlaspi arvense is the source of this 2078-nucleotide messenger RNA. Lineage: Eukaryota; Viridiplantae; Streptophyta; Magnoliopsida; Brassicales; Brassicaceae. The record is from the annotation of a GenBank genome assembly.
CAAAGUUUCAAACUUUGUUCUACUAAAGGAAAAGAAGAAAAAAGUAAAAAGUUAUGGCAUAUUGACGUAAGAUGUGAAAAGACCAAUCUCUACUUCAAGUGCUCUGAACCAACAGAAAGGAACAAUAGAGAUACAAAUAUUCUUUAACUCUUUUAAUGCUUGAAAGAUCCUGACCGUUGAUCCUUGUCUUUAUGGGUGGAUGGGGCGGCAUUAACUACGUGGUCCUUGGACAAUCGCUGUAACUCCAACACGCGGAUUAGUGUGACUGAUAUAUUCCCUUCUUUCUUCUUCUUCUCGAGAAAAAAAAAAAAGAAACUUUCUUUUUCCUCAACUUGCAGAACAGGAAGAAGAAGAAACGACAUUCACAAGGACAUUAUUAUAUGGUAAUCAUGGAGCGACUAAAAUCUCCUCCUCCUCUCAUGAUCGUCUCGGACCUUGAUCAUACCAUGGUUGAUCAUCAAGACCAUGAGAACAUAUCUCUUCUGCGGUUUAACUCAUUGUGGGAAUACGCUUAUCGACGUGACUCUCUUCUUGUCUUCUCAACCGCAAGAUCACCGAUUCUAUACAAAGAACUGAGAAAAGAGAAGCCUUUGUUGACACCUGAUAUCAUCAUUACUUCAAUAGGAACCGAGAUAGCGUUUGGUAACUCCAUGGUUCCUGAUGUCACUUGGGUUGAGUCCUUGAACAGUGAUCAAUGGAACAGGGAGAUAGUCUUGGAAGAAACCAGAAAGUUCCCUGAGUUAACCCUUCAGCCAAAAACUGAGCAGAGGCUACACAAGUUGGAUGUCAAGAUUAUUUACAGUUGGGGUAAGAAUUUAGAUGUUAUACCUCGAGGUGGAGGCAAAGGAGAAGCCUUGGAGUAUCUUCUCAAGAAACUGAACGCUAAAGGAAUAUUCCCGGUGAAUACACUUGCUUGCGGUGACUCUGAACACGACGCUGAGCUAUUCAGCAUUCCAAAUGUCCACGGUGUCAUGGUGAGCAAUUCUCAAGAAGAGCUGUUGAAGUGGCAUUCUGAAAAUGCUUUAAACAACUCAAAGGUUAUACAUUCAAGCGAGAGAUGUGCGGAUGGGAUUAUUCAAGCUAUUGAUUAUUUUAAGCUUGGCCCUACUCUUUCUCCAAGAGAUGUUACUGACUUCUUGAGUCGAAAGACGGAUGUUGCGAACCCUGGUCAAGAAGUUGUGAGGUUUUACUUGUUCUACGAGAGGUUGAGACGCGGUGAGAUCAAGAAGCAUGAGACGUACAUAGACAGCUUCAAAGAGUCAUGCCACCAAGGUACUGUCUUUUACCAUCCAUCAGGUGCAGAGAUUCCUCUGAGACACACCAUUGAUGAGAUGAGGAAGUAUCAUGGAGACAAGAAAGGGAAGAAGUUUUGGGUUUGGGUAGAUCAGGUUUUGGUAGUAGACACCACUCCUGGAGAAUGGAUAGUAAAGUUUGAUAAGUGGGAGCAAUGCGAGGAUGAGCGUAAAUGCUGCACAACGACUGUCGAAUUCACUUCAAAGGGAGGUCUGGUGUGGGAGAAGGUGAAGCAGAUGUGGACGAAGGAAUCAGAGAUGAUCGAUGAUGAUGACACUUCCUGGAUUAUCUAAAAUCACUGUUGACAAAUGAUAUUAACAGUCUCCAGGAUCAUUUUUAUAAGUUUUGCAAACUGUUUUUGAUCAUUUGAAAAAAAAAAAAUUAGGGCCCAACCGGGUUCGAACCGGUGACCUCUUGAUCUGCAGUCAAAUGCUCUACCACUGAGCUAUGGACCCAUUGUUGCACUAUUCAAAGGUUAUUGACUCUUAAAUUUAGAUCACUACAAACAAAAUCUGCUUCCUUAUAAUUUAGAAGUGUGAUCAACAUAUCUUAAGGAAACAUAAUGAUUGUGUAAAGAAUAUUAAUAGAGACCUCAAGUAGAUUACUUUCUUAACAGGAUUCUCCUAUCUUUUUUUUUAAUUUCUCUAGUUCAUAUAUUUUUCCCCAAACUAACACCACAUGUCACCCACACCCAUAGUAGAGGUUGUUGGAACCACAUCUCAGAAUGAAACCAUAUCUAUAUCCUGACUUAUUUGUAGUCCUCUUCCUCAUCUCUCUUUAUUUUU